AUGUUUUCUGUCAUUGGGAUGGAAAUAUUCCAUGGCAAAGUCUGCUUCUUUGACCUGAAUUUCACAGCUCCUGAUGCCCUGGUGUAUGGGAACCCAGCCUUAAAGAGGUCAGAUUUUGCACAAGACAGGUACUGCAAGAACAACUUCAAUUAUCUCACCUCCUCCUUCGUUGUACUGAUGGAGCUCACGGUGGUGAACCAGUGGCAUGUUCUGGCAGAUGGCUUUGCCCUGGUGACCCAUCAGGUGGCAAAGCUGUACUUCAUCCUGUUUCACAUCGUGGUUGUCAUCCUCAUUGUUAAUAUUUUCAUAGCAUUCAUCUUGGAAGCUGCCUUUGUGGCAUUAGAAAAAAGUGAAAUUGAAACUGCCAUUGAGAAGACGAUUCAAGAGCUUGGAGUGGGGAUCCAAGAGGAAGAUGUGCAAGACCAGAAGCUCAAUGAUAACGCAGACGCCAGGGACAGUGGCCUUGGUGGGAAGGAUGGAGACAGCAGAAGGGAAGCCAUGAAAGGGCUAUACUUCAGAAUUGCAUCAAAAAAGUACAGGACUGUGGACGCCUUGCCACAGCAGAUGUUUGAGUCUGAAAUAGCUCCCGACAGGGAAGGCCCUUCCUGGGAUGAGAUUCUGAACCUCUCACCUAGUGACAUAUAUCCCAAGAAUCCCAGUUUUGAAAACUGCAUGAUUCUGGGCUUGCAAGGAUUCACAACUGGAAACCAAGAGAAGCUGCCAUCUUUCUUUCCAUAUGCUAGGCUGGAGAUGAUUCUUCCAGCCCCCACUCUCUUCUGUGCUCGAGUCUGUGACUGGCCUCACCUGUCCUGA
Messenger RNA from Nannospalax galili (Upper Galilee mountains blind mole rat), 813 nucleotides. RefSeq names its product two pore calcium channel protein 1-like. Gene Ontology annotation, cellular component: membrane. Gene Ontology annotation, biological process: transmembrane transport; monoatomic ion transport. The record is from RefSeq and is a predicted model, not a curated record. NCBI's taxonomy places the organism in Eukaryota, Metazoa, Chordata, Mammalia, Rodentia, Spalacidae. Gene Ontology annotation, molecular function: monoatomic ion channel activity.